AGGUGGGGAAUUUAAUUUGAUAUCCAAUCUAUCCUCAAGAUUAAAAGUGUAGUAAGAUCCAGAGAUUCGGAUAAGACUUCCACGUCAUCGCAUGACAUUAUAAAUGUCAGUACCUUUCUCCCCAAAUUUCAGCACAAUCCCAUUCUCAUUUUUACUCAUCGUCUUCAACCUUCAUUCAACCAAUCUUUCCAUCCUUUUGAUUCCUCGAAAAAUUUGCAGUCGAAGCCAAAAAAAAAAAUGUUGGCCAUCUUCCAGAAAGGUGUGGUGAAUCCACCUCAGGAGCUCAACAGCCCAGCCUACCCUCCUUCCUCCUCAUCUUCCUCCCCGCGGCCACCGAAGCUCCCGCACCAGAUCGUCGACGAAUUCCUCUCCUCCAACCCGUCCGAUUCCUUCUCGAUCAAGUUCCGCGACAAUGCCCUGCUCGCCUGCGUCCCACGCCGCAGCUCGCUCGGCGCUCACCAGAGGGUGUUCUGCGGAGUGAACGACGUCUACUGCGUAUUCACGGGGAGCCUGAUCAACCUCUGCAGCUUGAACAAGCAGUACGGCCUCUCCAAGGGCACCAACGAGGCAAUGUUCGUGAUCCAGGCGUAUCUGACCCUUCGUGAUCGCGGCCCUUACCCUGCUCACAAGGUUCUCAAGGACCUCGAGGGCGAAUUCGGAUUCGUCCUCUACGACUCCAAGUCGGGCCGGGUCUUCGCUGCUCGGGGAGCCGGCGAGGAGGGAGUGGGGCUGUACUGGGGAAUAGCAGCCGAUGGAUCGGUUGUGAUAACAGACAUCUUGGAUGGGAUGAAGGGGAGCUGCGGGAAGUCGUUUGCCCAGUUCCCCGCCGGGUUCAUGUUCGAGAGCGAGGAAGGGCUGACGAGCUUCGAGCAUCCAUGGAGCGAGAUCAGAGCCAUGCCGAGAAUCGACAGCGAAGGGAGUCAUGUGCGGAGCUGAUUUCAAGGUCGAUGUGCAGUCCAGGGCUGCUACUGCUGGUACAAUGCCGCGAGUCGGCAGCGAGGCCAACUGGGCUCUGGGCGGUUCACAAGCCUGAAGUUUCAUUUCUUUCCUAGCGACUUUUGGUUUAGAAUCUGAGAUCUAACUUCGAAUGUUGUUUCUUUGAUAUGUUCUUUUUGUCUGUUGUUGAUGAUGUGCUGUUUUAGUUAACGAGUCUUGGGUUUGUGAUGCUUUCAUGGUGAAUAGAGAAAAGGGGCUUCGUCCCUGUACAAUGUAAAUAUGUUCUAUGGUUCCAUUGAAUGAUUUUUCACUUGGGAAAGAUGAUCCUGGCUUUCAUUAUUUGUGUUG
Molecule: messenger RNA, 1284 nt
Organism: Linum tenue
Lineage: Eukaryota; Viridiplantae; Streptophyta; Magnoliopsida; Malpighiales; Linaceae
Source: the annotation of a GenBank genome assembly